UGUUAAUAGUUAGUGUACUCAUUUAUGUUUAGAAAGCGUACCUUUCAGAUUAAGAAACAUUAUGAAUUAACAUAUUAAUAGGAAUGGGUGAGCCUGCAAGUAUGUCCUGAUUGUUGGACUUUUUGAGAUUAGUAGCCGUAUACAGUGUCAGUAGUAAACAGAAAUGCUGGUCGUGGUUAUAUCCCUGUUGCAUAUUCCUCAAAGAGAUUCGAUUACUAGAGGACACUAUCAAAACAACAUUGAUAUUGUAUAUUAUUUAAAAAAUGUAAAACUAUACAUUUUAAUAAUAUUUCUAUUUCUUAUAUUAUAUAUUUACUUAUUAUUUAUUAUUUAUUUUUUUACUAAUAAUGUUAGAUUUCUUCUUGAAAAAAAGAUUUUAUGCUGAAGCCUCUAAAUUUCUAUUUAAUUAGUAUAUAUUAUUUAAAAAAUGUAAAACUAUAUAUUUUAAUAAUAUUUUUAUUUUUUAUAUUGUAUAUCUACUUAUUAUUUAUUAUUUGUUUUUUUUAUUAAUAAUGUCAUGCUUCUUCUUGAAAAAAAGAUCUUACGCUAACGUGAACAUUCUACAAAGCUUCAAAAUUUAUAUUUUAUUAGUAUAUAUAAAAUUGGAGAUUACGAAGAUACUCGGCUAUAAAAACCUCCCGUCCGCGUCCACAUUGGUAACCCUAAUAUUCACUUUGUUUUUCUCUUUUCUUUUCUUUUCUUCAAGUCUCUCAAACCCCAACUUUCUUUCAGUCCAAAGCUAUGUACGAAACAACCCUGACCGAAGAUUCCACCUUAGGCUACACAGGGUGCUUCUGGGACUACAGAGAUUUACCAAUCCCUGAAACCCCUCAUGGUAUCAACCCUUCUCUUAUUCAUCUAAAGGUCUUAGAUGCUCUUGAGAGCAAACUACUGCUUGGUCAUUUGGCAAUCUGGUUUUUCGCUGAGAAACCAAUAAUACAAGAUAAUUUUGAAGAAGCUCAAUUAUUCUUCCCCGAAGGAGUUCCAAAAGAUGAAUCUGAGAGGGCUAAGAUGAUGAUUAAGGCGAUUCUUUUCUUUGCAUUGGACAAAGAUGGUUGCGGUGAUGAACAUAACAAUCUGGUGGUAGUCUCAAAUACCAUCUCACUAGAACCCGAGUUAGUCGGUGUUCUUAAGGCUUUGGAAUUCAGAAACCACAAUGUUCUCUUGGUACAAUCCGAUGAAGCAAACAAGGUCAAUAUUCCUACCUUAAGCCUUGAUGUGUUCUUCCAAAGCCUGCUAGAUGAUGAUGACGACGAUGACGAUGAUGAGAGUGAAGAAGAGAAAGAAGCUAUUGCAAAAUUGAAAGAAGUUAUUGCAGAAAAAAGAAGAGCUCUCGCAAAAAGGAAGAAUGCUCUAGAGAAAGAGAAAAAUGCUUUUAUAAGGGAAGAAGUUGCAAAAGCUACCACUGGAGUCUUCUGGGACGUGUCGGAUUUCCCAUUGCCUGAAGGUUUCUCUGUCCGGUCACUAUAUUUCACUAUCAAGUAUGCUAUUGCUGAGGAGAAUGAAGAUCAUUCGAGUGAGAUGUCAGUAUUCACUUACGGUAAAAGGAAGACAUUGCCGUCUGAAUAUUCUGUUGAAACCCCCUUUUCCCUAGGGGGAAAUAUGGUUUAUCGUGGUGCAUGGGAUAAAGCUGCUAGAGUUUAUAAGAUGAUGUGGGACAUUCUCAUAUGGGCAUUUGACAAUCGUGGGACUGGACGAAAUUUGGUGGUAUUCCUCUCUUCGGAAAACAAGGAGUUUGUCACUACUUUUGCCUACACCCAGUUUGUGGAUACUCUUCUCGAAUUGAAAGAGAGAGGUUACAAUGUACUCUUAGUACAACAUGAAACCGAGAGCGCAUCGGGAUACCUAAUUAGUUCUGUAAGCUCGAUAUGGCUUUGGACAAGUAUAUUACAUCACUUCAGUUCAGCAAAAGAUGUGGAGGUUUUGGGGAUGGAAAGAUUGAAGAUCGAGCUUCAGUCAAGGGGACUUAAAUGUGGAGGGACGCUGCAAGAGCGAGCUGAAAGGCUCUUCCUACUUAAAUCAACACCACUCGAUAUCCUCCCAAAGAAAUUUCUGGCCAAGAGAGGAGAAAUGAAAAGAGAAGAAAUGAAGAGAAAUAAAAUUCUGGCCAAGAGAGAAAGAACGAAAUGAAUGCAAGAAAUUUUGAAUGAUAAGCUCCCAAAGAAAUUUCUGGCCAAGAAAAAGAAUGAAGACAUGACUUUUGGAACUGUCCAAAGAAAUGAGAAGAAAAUAGCUCCUCUUCACAGCCAUUUUGUAUAUUUCUAUUUGAAUGUAAGUUAAAUUGAACUCAAAUCAAAGAACUUUUUUACAAUGAAUGUGACUUUGUUUGAUAAUGUGUAAGACCUACUAUUCUACUUUGCUAGAAAGAAACGUCUGGUUGCAAACCAAAGUUGCAUUGCCUUGUCAUAUUUCUUGUGAGCUUUCCCACGCUUAGAGUCGAUACGGUUACAAAUGUGCUUGUCGAGGUAUCUUGCUAUCAGAGAUGAGUCUGUGGGAUGCCACCGCCACUUUUGUAAAUCAAUAAUUUUUCAUAUACUUGGCUGAAUAAUAACUUUGUUGUAAAUAAUGAGCAACAGAUACUGUUAGUAUUGAGCAUAUUAGGCCCUUUAAUUGUUCUAGGCAUUUACGGGUUUGUUAUAGUCCAUGGACUUGCUAAAGAGUAGUAAAGACAGAUCUCACUGUGAAACCCUAGAGAAAACUAAGUUGAAUGCGGUACACGCAUAAAAUGGAAAAAUAAAAAAAAGGAAGAUGGAAAAAUUGUAAAGUUUACGUUUUAUUUCUUUUGCUGCCUAUAUAAAAGAAGUGGUUUUCAGCCAUAAUGAAGCAAUAAUUAAAUUUACAUUUCUUGCUGAAAGUACCGUCCUGGUCCCCUGGAGCAUAUAUUUAUUGAAAAAGAGAAGGGGUUGGUGGACCUAAAAUCUUCAGUUUAUGGUGAGCCAAUUACAGAGAGAACACAGUAAGAAAGAAGUGAUUGUUGGCAUUCUUGAUUCUUCGCAGACGACGAGUAUAGCUAAGUUGAUUUUUAAGAGAUCCAGAAACUGCACUGCAUGUUCAAUAUAUCACAAGACCUAGAGCUUAGGACGAGACACAUGAACGUUUUACGAUCGAUAUCUUCGCCUUCCGGACACUUUCCUAGAGAAACCCAUGUGAUAUCAUCUCCGAAGGUAUAUCUGAUUUGAAACAAGGCAGUUUUUAAGGUGGAAUGGUUGAGGGCAAAUAGAAACGGCAACCAGGUUUAUCCAUCCCAUCCCGUCCCGUACCGGGGCGAGUUCGUUUUCAAGUGGGUCAGGCCCGCGCGGGCUGCGGUCUCCGAAAUGACUAACCCAAUUUGCGGGUCGGCCCGCGGGAUGUCUGAUCUUUUAUUGU
Brassica napus (rape) is the source of this 3366-nucleotide messenger RNA. RefSeq lists its product as uncharacterized. The record is from RefSeq and is a predicted model, not a curated record. Gene Ontology annotation, biological process: regulation of gene expression. Lineage: Eukaryota; Viridiplantae; Streptophyta; Magnoliopsida; Brassicales; Brassicaceae. Gene Ontology annotation, molecular function: RNA nuclease activity. Gene Ontology annotation, cellular component: peroxisome. The transcript is spliced from 5 exons. Bases 742 to 2130 code for a protein of 462 amino acids.